Messenger RNA from Thecamonas trahens ATCC 50062, 2741 nucleotides. Its product is annotated as SD protease. Gene Ontology annotation, molecular function: serine-type endopeptidase activity. NCBI's taxonomy places the organism in Eukaryota, Apusomonadida, Apusomonadidae. Gene Ontology annotation, biological process: proteolysis. The record is from RefSeq and is a predicted model, not a curated record. The transcript has a single exon. The coding region runs from base 60 to 2723 and encodes 887 amino acids.
GCCGGCACUUUGGCGGCCACAAGCCCAGAGCACAACGCCCAACUCCCCCAACUUCAGCCAUGCUCUCGACACCAUCCCGUUUGGUGGUGGUACUCGCCCUCUUUGUUCUGCUGGGGGUGGCCAACUCUGUACUGGCAGACGUCUUGCUCCGCUCGAGGACUCUGCCGCAUCCGCGCGAGGUGGUGGCCGAAGACCGACCUGCAGCCCGACAGUUUGGGAAUGCGCCGAUGGCUCAUGCUUCGGUGACUGCCGCGCGUGACGCUGCUGCUGCAAAGGUCUCCGCUCACUCUGCGGCUGUGACAGCUAGGGCCGCCUCGCCCGAGGCCGCCGCCUGGCCGGUCCUGGUCGUCAUGGACGGUCCGAUCCCCAGCCAGCUGCGCGAUGAAGUGCUUCACGGGCCAUGCGCCGGGCACUACCGCUACGUUCCACACCACUCGGUGCUGGUCUCUGCCUCUGCGGCUUGUGCUGAUGCGCUUGAUGCUCAUCCGCACGUUGCAGGUGCCUACGAGUACGAGGCCUCGGACAAGUUUGAUGCUGGCGAGCUCGCGGCGCAGGCUCGCUCAGCACGUGCUGCUGGCGAGGCGCGGCCGCGGCCGCUGCUUGUCUCACUCCUCGACGGCCCGCACACGGCAGACGACGUCGCCGCUGACCUUUCAACCUCGCUGGGCCUGGGGGCUUCGGCAGUCUCGUCACGGCGGGUAGCUAUCCGCGGCACGCCGGCAGAGCUCGCCGACGCCGCUGCCUCUGCCGCGCUCCACCCGGCAGUCCACUGGAUUCAGUGGCAGCCAAAGGUGGCGGUCCGCAACCGCUUUUCGCGUUCUGUCAUGCAGGCUGGAUCGUCGGCGGCAGAGUCGACCCACAACGCCGACAUGGCGCCGACCCCGUUCUGGGAUGCUGGCAUCCGCGGCGAGGGCCAGGUUGUGUCGUGCGGCGACACCGGGCUCGACGCCGACAUGUGCUUCUUCCGCGACGAAAACGUCUCCAUCCCAUUCAACGUCGUCUCGCCGCACCACCGCAAGCUCGUCUCGUACAUCACGCUCGAGAACGAUCUCGACGCCCGGUCCGGCCACGGCACCCACGUCGUCGGCUCGCUCACCGGAUGGGCCGACCGCGGCGGCAUCCCCGGCAAGUAUGAUGGCAUUGCCCAACGCGCCCGUCUCGUCUUCACCGAUCUCGGUGACCAGUACGGCGACCUCUAUCCACCGUCGGACCUCGCUGCCAGCUACUUUCCGCGCCCAUACGAGUACGGCGCACGCGUUCACUCAGACUCGUGGGGCGGCGACUCGACCCGCUACGACUCGCUCUGCGAAGACGUCGACCGCUUCCAGUUCAACAACCCGGACUUUCUCUAUGUCAUUGCUGCUGGCAACACAGGAACUGCGGGCUGGGACACAGUCGCCACUCCGGGCAACGCUAAGAACGGGCUCUCGGUCGGCUCGCAGUACUCGACGUACUCGUCGUUUGAGCACAAGUGCGGCAUUGUCGACGACCAGGUUGCCAUGACCUGCUCUGCCGACGGCGUCGAUCACGUCACCAAUCAUCCCGACUACUUUACCUCUAACAACCUCGCCUGCUACUCUUCGCUGGGCCCGUCUGGCCCGGACCACAGGCUCAAGCCCGACAUUGUCGCCCCAGGCCACUACGUUGUUUCGGCCCGCUCUGAUGGCGACAACAACUCGCCCACCGACCAGUGCUACGAGCUAGGCAACUCGUGGGCCUUUAUCGAGUCCGGCACGUCGAUGGCCGCCCCGGGCGUCGCCGGCUCGGCCAUCCUUCUCCGCCAGUAUCUGACCGAGGGUCGCUGGCCCGACGGCAAGCCAAACAACGCGCGCGGCAUCGCCCCGUCCGCCGCCCUCCUCAAGGCCUUGCUUCUCGCCGGCGCUACUCCGCUCGACGGUGGUGUCUUUUGGCGCUGCGAAGACAGCAAAAUCUCCAUGCCUGGCGACGUCAACUAUUACGCCGGCUUUGGCGGUCUCACCCUCAACGCUACCGUCCCGCUCACCCUCAACUCGCCGCUCAAGGUCCUUUUUGACCACCCGGACCACGCCGCAGAGACAAACUCGCUCCGCACCCGCUGCUUCCGCGUCCUCGGCCUGCCGGACACACCAGCACCGGGAGCCUCGCUGAAGAUUGUCAUUGCCUGGCAGGACUACCCGGCUUCACCGGCCUCCGCCGCCUCGCUUGUCAACGACAUCGAUCUCGAGGUCGUCGCCCCAUCAGGUGCCCACUACAAGGGCAACGCGCAGCUGGCUGACUCGCGCAACGCGUUCGACAACCGCAAUAACGUCGAGUUUGUCUUUCCGCCGCCCGCAAACGGCGUCUACCAGGUCCGCAUUGCUGGCAUCAACAUCCCCCACGGCCCGCAGACCUACUCGCUCGUCAUCCGCCUCGCCGGCGGUGGCGCCCUGGCCGACACCGAGUGCGAGGAUCAUACCUGGCCGCCGCCGCCGCCCGAGGCCACAGACGUUCCCGUCUCGCCGCCGGCCUCACGCUUUGCUGUCAUCACUAUCGCCGUCCUCGCCGUCCUCUUCAUGGUUGUCGCCGCUGCCAUUGCCAUCUUCCGCUCUUACCGCAACCGCUCGCUCGCCCGACCUUUUCAAUUUGUUGCCCUCUCGUCCGACGAAGACACCGAUGUCGACGCUCGCAUUGCCUGCAGCUCCGACCUCCUUUCCGAUCUCGAGUCGACUGCCUCGUCAGACUCGAUCAUCCCGGCCAUCGAUUAACACUGCCCCUUUCGCCGC